AUGUGGAAAACUUUUGAUCCUUCUUUAAGAGUUUCCGUCAAUGAAUCAUUUGAAGGUAAACAUGAUGAAGCAUUCUUUUCGUUUGACAAGAGCAAUGAAAACUCAGUGAUCAAAUGUUGCUUACCUCAGCAUGAUUUGGGACCUCAUUUGACAAAUGUUUUUCUUUCCAAUGCAAGAGAUGAGGAAAAACUAAUUUCUUAUGAACGAGUGGUGAAACAAUUCGUAUACGAUGACAGACGCCCAUUUAAGAGUCGUUUCGGGUGGCCAGUGGACUUGUUUAAUUUCAUAUUCCUUUUGUUCACCGUUACAAUGGUGGUUCUGGGUAUGACUGUUUUUCCAAUAACAUUGUUUUCAAUGAUUGGAAUUUUCGGUACAGUGGUGCUCAAUACAAACUUGUAUUAUUAUGACAAAUUCAAGUGCAUGGGAAUGCAUUAUUUUGUGACAAAUCACAGACUUGUCAUUGUUGAAAGCAUGAAUGAUUGUUAUAAUAUUUAUUACCUCAUGCUUCAAGAUAUUGAAAGAGUUUGGAUGAAUGAAGAUGACAAGUUGAUGGCUGAAAUUCAUGAUGAAAAACAUGGUUUUGUGAAAGGUGUGCUUCUUGAACGUGUUUCUGAUCAUCAAUUUUAUUUGAAUGCUCUUUCCAAUUAG
Naegleria fowleri is the source of this 648-nucleotide messenger RNA. RefSeq lists its product as uncharacterized. The transcript has a single exon. Lineage: Eukaryota; Heterolobosea; Eutetramitea; Acrasida; Naegleriidae. The coding region runs from base 1 to 648 and encodes 215 amino acids. The record is from RefSeq and is a predicted model, not a curated record.